AUGGUCCUGACCGAUGAACGAGAGGAUUUGCUGCUAUUGAUCAUGGUUGUAUUAUUGCUGCUGCUUUCGGCUAUAAUAUGGGUCGCUUUUUGCAUAGCUGUCAAGAAGACCGCCAUGAAAUUCUUCGAGCUGAAAAGACAACGAAGGCGAGAGUAUGACAACAGUCGAGCAGCAUUGCCAUCGUAUGAAGAAGCUAUAUCGAUGAGUCCGAGCUGCGUUCUUGCUCCUACACAAAGAGUUCCUCCUUACAAGGCGGUUGCUCCAAAGAAUGGGAGACUGCUA
This is a messenger RNA of Ostertagia ostertagi, 282 nucleotides long. Lineage: Eukaryota; Metazoa; Nematoda; Chromadorea; Rhabditida; Trichostrongylidae. The record is from the annotation of a GenBank genome assembly.